Molecule: messenger RNA, 201 nt
Organism: Ilex paraguariensis (yerba mate)
Lineage: Eukaryota; Viridiplantae; Streptophyta; Magnoliopsida; Aquifoliales; Aquifoliaceae
Source: the annotation of a GenBank genome assembly
AUGAGGUGCCCUGAAAAAAUUACAGGACCUUACGAAGAUGAUCCAGCACCGACAUCUCUUGUCCCUGGUGCAGGAUAUCAUAAACGUUACAAUCGAUCCAGAUGCUGGUGCAGAAAGUGGGAGGUUGCAGCACCACAACUAAGUUGGAUUGGUGGGUGGAAAUUGGAACUGCAGCAUGCUCUCAAGACUUUUGGAGGCUGA